Porites lobata is the source of this 5235-nucleotide messenger RNA. The record is from the annotation of a GenBank genome assembly. NCBI's taxonomy places the organism in Eukaryota, Metazoa, Cnidaria, Anthozoa, Scleractinia, Poritidae.
AUGUAUCAAUGUCCGCUACUUGUGGACAACUUGUGGGAAUUACGGGGACCAAUUGGAAGUGGUAAAACAUCUUUGUUGAUGAGCAUCCUGGGAGAACUUCCGAUAUCGUCUGGCCACAUCUCUUGCACUGGAAAAAUGGCUUACGUCUCCCAGACGCCUUGGGUAUACUCUGGGACCGUACGCGAAAAUAUAGUUUUUGGAAUGCCUUUCUGUGAAGAAAAGUACAAUGCGAUUGUUGAAGUCUGCGACCUGAAAAAAGAUCUAACGAGCUUUCCAAAAAACGACCUAACUGAAAUUGGACAGCGUGGGAUAAUUCUAAGUGGCGGUCAGCGUGCACGGGUUAGUCUGGCGCGAGCAAUCUAUUCAGAUGCGGAUAUCUACUUACUGGAUGAUCCACUUAGCGCGGUGGACGCGAAAGUCGCCAAACAUUUAUUCAAUCGAUGUAUAAAAGAGUUGUUAGCUGGACGAGUGCGUAUUUUGGUCACCCAUCAUUUACAAUUUCUCCAACAGGCAGACAAAGUUCUUAUGCUUGAAAACGGCUCCGUUGUGUAUCAAGGCACAUUCAGGCAAAUGGACAAAGAUCGACAAGGAAAUUUUACAUAUUUGACUCAGGAAAGGCUUGAUACCGACGUUAGGGAUAGCAUGAAGGUCCCUCCUGGAUAUGAAACUGUCCGUGCUGUGACUGCUAUAGAUAAACGUGAAGAAAGAGUGGAUCUGAAGGAAGAGGAUGAGGACAGAAUGGUCGGUACUGUCAAGGCGCUAGUCUACUGGAAGUAUUUUCGAGCAGCGCUUCCAGCAGUUUUGAUUGUCAGCCUCGCUGCCUUCUUCGUUGUUGUCCAAGGUAUCUGUUCGGUUUAAGUUCAUGCAGUUUAGAAACUCAGUAACGAUACUCGUCACAAAUCGUUGAAACAGAAACCGUUUCUCUUGAAUUUUCUCGAAAAAGUCUACAUUCACUCUUUACACCUUUGUUCUCACUCAGAUGUGCCCCUCUCCUUUUCCACUGUUUUAGUUACUCGUAUUUUGGAGCACUGAGACGACUGUAAUACCCAAACCAACAUUGGGGGAGAGGAAACACAAGUUUUAAAAGAUUUUUGACGAGUACUGUAGCCUCCUUCCUUUAUAGAGUAAUAGUGGUUAAAAUCAUGUCAUCAAAAUCCUUACACGAUGGACAACAAUUUUUAACCGCUGAGACAUAAACAUUGCUGUGCAUUUAACUUACACCGGUGCACAAACUCACAUAGAAAAUUAAGAUAAAUUCAACAUUAACUUCAAAAAAAGCUUAAAACAAGAGGGAAACCAUGUUAGAAUCAUAUUGUUAGUCUCUAAAUGGUAGUAUUUGCUUUUGCCUUUCAAUCCAUGGAUAUGACUUCUGAGCUGAUGCCUUGAUCAGAGAUAUAACAAAUUAAAAAACAUGUUUUUUUUUCUAGUGUCUUGGGUCUUGCCCUAUUGGUGGCUUUCACGAAUGACGGAGAUGACUGAUGAAGAGCAGAAAAAAAAUGUCACGCUUCUUGUCUACGGAUCCAUUACAGCUGUCUCUCUGCUUCUUACAGUGGUCUCAUCCUACUGCUUCUAUCUGGCUGCCCUAAGGGCAUCGGAAAACCUUCACAAUGAGAUGACCAAAGCAGUACUCAAGGCGCCGGUCUUGUUUUUUGACACCAACCCCACUGGCCGCAUCUUAAAUCGUUUCUCCAAAGACAUUAGGAAUAUGGACGAUUUCCUUCCCGGACAAUUUCUCUUCGCAGUCCAGUUAUGUCAAAUUUUUUUCAGCGCCACUUGUCUCUCAGCAGCAACAAAUGUGUGGUUGUUUUUGGUUUGCACUCCUUUGAUAAUUUGCUUUGUUUACCUUACAAAAUAUUAUCUGAAGUCAUCACGAGAGAUCAGGAGGCUGGAGGCGAUUACAAACAGUCCAGUGUAUUCACUUCUUGCUGAUACUGUGGCAGGUCUGGAAGUGAUUCGCUCCUCAGAAAUGGAAGAUGACUUCCUGAAGAAGUUUUAUCGGUCAGUAAUAGCUAUAAGCAAUUCUGCGUUCUCUCCAAAAUAGACCAUGUCUUGGUUUGCAUCACAUCUUUUGGUCAAAAUUGAGCUAAAAAACUUUAAUAAUAAUAAUAAUGAUAAUGAUAAUAAAUAAAUAAUGUGUUUUAGUUAACCCUAAAGUAAGCACACCAAGCAAUGAACAGAUCGGCUGAUUUGUUUAGUGUUGAACUUUUUCCGUUCUGUUUGUAGAAGGCCAAAGAUCUGUACUACAUGAUUUAUGUGAUCUGGGCCUUUAUGUUGGUUGCAUUGUGUUUAACGGUUGACAGCAAUACCGAAACAUUGUCAGAGUUCCGGAAAACGAAACGGAAUUAAACUUAACGGAAGGGGCGAGGGCUGAACCUAGGUUUAUUACCACGGGAUUUAAAGGACGAGGAUUUUUGAGUAACAAGAUACAAUUUUGAACGCAAUUUGUUUUUAUGCCAGGCUGAAUAUGAGACUGGUAAAAAGACAGAUACUUCUUACUUAUUCUUGUUGUUGGUCCACAAAAUAAUGGCAAAAUUCUUGAGGUAUGUGUUGUCGACUUCCUCUUAACGGACACUAUGUAAGACGGAUACUUCGGUAUAACGGACACUAGCAUUGGCUUCUGUCUUUCUUCACGAUGGACAAUACUUCAUAAAGGACACUUAGUGCCGGUACCAAAAGUGUCCGUCUUAGAGAGAGUGGACUGUUAAGGUAUACAGCAGGGAAAUAAAAGUUGAGAUUCUGAAACGAUCCGAAACAUAACUCAUCCAACUCUCCCAAAGACGGAUACAUUUGUGACCCUUCUUUGGAGAGAAGGGAAGGGACCAACUCUUGUGUCCGUUUAACCGAGUUGUCGGUCUUUUAUAGAGGUAUCAGUGUCGACUGUAAAUGACCUUUGAGUCUCCAUUUAGGUACCAGGACAAGAACACAUCAGCCUUGAUAAUGCUAAUGGCCUCAAAACGCUGGCUUGCUUUUCGAGGAGAUAUGUUGACCACAUUUCUUGUUACUGCUGUAUCAGUUGGAGCUCUCCUUGCUUCGCAAAGUCCAGGUGGGUGUUGCCAUACUUAGGAUUAAGGAAGCGUGUGUGGUAAGAUCUUCGUGUACACAUUUAAAAUUGAGUCUGCAUGAUCAAUGUGAAAGACACCAAUUGGUAUCCUCUGUCCAAAAGGUAACCAAACACGGUCAUUAAAAUAAAGUAAUUGGAGUGUGUUUAAUUAAGAAAUGUUUAGUGAAAUACAAAGAACGUUAAAAGUAGCACAUGCUCGAAUUCUCAAUAACAUGGGUAUUACUAACCAAAUAAACCUGUCAUAUUGAUGGAUGUCAUAUGGAUGGAUGUUUUGCAUAACACAAGGCAUUAGGACGUUUUGGCGUUAGAGCACUAGUCUAAAUUUUAUUUAUUAUUAUUUUUGUUUAACUCAGGGAAAUGGACUUCACUUGUUAAAUUGUCGAUAUUUUCUGUUGUAGCUUUGGCAGGCCUUUCGCUGGCAUUUGCAGCCGAAACGUUGGAUAGCAUGCAGUUUGGCAUUCAAAUGGCCGCGGAAACAGAAAAUCACAUGACCUCGGUAGAAAGGGUGUUUACCUACACCCAAAUUGAUUGCGAGCCUGGGUACAACACCGACACCCAACCUCCUGAAACGUGGCCAACCGAAGGCAGUUUAAAAUUAUGUGACUUAUCAUUGGCUUAUUUAAAAGGAGCUCCUGCAACGUUGAAUAACAUAAACAUCUCUGUCGCUGCUAAAGAAAAAGUUGGUGUAGUAGGCCGCACAGGCGCUGGAAAAUCGUCUUUAGUCGCUGCUUUAUUUCGCCUGCCAGAGCCUGAAGGCAGCGUAAGAACUAUUUCUUUCUUAUGGAGUAAUUUCCCAUUCCGAUGUUUAUUUUUCCUUAGUAAAAAAAAACCCUUAGAACUGAGGACACGGCUAUUUAUGGCUCGGUGAUUGACAUCGCCCUGUGAUGGUCAAAAAGGCGUUCGUCUGCAAGGUCCCAUAAACGACAAUCCGACUGUCAUCUAAUUCGCCGGAUGAACAGCAAAUGAAAAAAUGUAGUUGGCUACUUGACUGUAAAUUAUUAAUAUUGAAGAAGCAUUUGAAAUAAGAAAUGACGAACAAAACAGAACCUCUCCACAAAGGCCAAAAAGAAAGUGGCCUUUAUAUGAAGGUUCAAACAAGAGUCAAUGUAGGGAUUGUCCGCCAAAAAAAGGGACCGUUCUAGAGAAGUGGUCGUUAUGGAAAGGUGGCCUACCAGUGGAGGCUCUACUGUACAAUUGAAUAACAUUUAUUAUACUACUACAUGAGAAAUUUCUGCAAUUUGAUUGGCUUGGAGCAGUGGUAUUUCAGCUUAAUUUGAAAUACCGACAUGCGAAAAUUACAAACCUUCCGUGGAUAGUUGUAUAAGCAAAUAAUAGCAGGAUUUGUACGUGAUAUUUGGCAUAAAUACCACUUGUGAUAUUUUACAAUUGUCUCAAAUUUCACUCGCCUAACGGCUCGUGAAAUUACGUGAAACAAUUUCGAAAUACCACUCGUGGUAUUUAUGCCAAAGAUCACUACAAAUCAUUCUAUUAUCUAUACUAAUUAUUCAACUAUAGGAAUUUCUUAUAUAUUCAAUUGCGAUAAUCUCCUUUACAUUUAUCAAUUCACAUCUGUCAAAAUCGGGCUGAAUUCUAUCUUUUCAUUGUCACAGGUGGUCAUAGAUGACGUGAACAUCCGGGAUCUCAAUCUACAGGCGGCGCGUAGAUCCAUGGCUGUUAUAACUCAGGACCCUGUUCUUUUUGGCGGUAGCCUCAGAGUGAACCUAGAUCCUUUUUCUUUGUAUGACGACCAUGAUGUGUGGAUGGCUUUGGAAGAAGUUCAGUUGAAGACCUUGGUACAACAAUUACCGGGUCACUUGGAGUACAAGUUGAAAGAGUCCGGGAGCAACUUCAGUGUUGGUGAGCGUCAACUGCUCUGUUUAGCGCGUGCGCUGUUACAGAAAAGCAAGAUCAUUAUACUGGAUGAAGCCACUGCUAACGUGGAUUACAAGACAGAUCAUCUGAUUCAAGAUGUAAUCCGAAACAGAUUCAAAGAAUCCACGGUAUUAACUAUCGCUCAUCGCUUGAACACCAUUAUGGACUAUGACAAAGUGAUAGUUAUGGAUCAAGGUCUAGUGGUGGAGUUUGAUAAGCCUGAGGUGCUGUUACAGAACAAAACUGGAUUUUUUUCCCGCCUUGUUCAAUCGCACAACACCUCUGAAAACCAGUCACAAUAA